AUGCGAGCAUCACGAGUCACUGCAAUCAAAGCAAAGCGUCCACGUAAAGUUUCACGUAAGCAUGUCUCACAUCCGCGCUCACGAGGAUCUCCAACUUCUGGUGGCACCACAAAGAAGGGGACGACAGAACCCCUUGCACAUGAAUCCAAUACUGAAAAGAUGCCAAUGCCAAACAUACCAAAAAUUCUUGUGACGCUAGUAGAGAGUGAAAGUUGGCAGUCCUCGUCCAGCACUACACAGAGACGAGCGCCCUACACACAUAGCGGAGAUUCAAUGGGAACCCCAGGCGAGGCAACCGACACAGAUGAGGCUGUGGAAUCAGGUCAGAUGUCGGACACAUUGGACAGUUUAGAAUGUUUCACAGAUCCACAAAGUGAAAUGCUUAGCUGUAACGAUAAUCUUCGACUAAAGACACAAGUCUAUACGACUAUUGGAGAAGUAGGAAGAGCAUAUCCCGCCAAGGUAAAUCCGUUUACUCCAUCAAACUCUCUCUAUCAUAAGAUCAAGGAUACUUAUUUAAGUGAUUUUAAACAAAAUUCACAUCCAACCGUCCAUAAAUGUGGUGUUAUACCUCUAAGCACAAAAGAUGGUGCAUUGCCUCUCAGUAGUCACGAGGAGUUGUCGUGGAUUGGAUGGAAUUCAGCAAAUUGGCAUUGUCAAACCACUCCACAGUCAACAAGACAAAGAAAUGGAGAAGGUGUGAUGACCUGUUUGGCGAAUAAAGUGGACACUAGGUCAAUUGCAAAUCGUUGCAAUUCGUUAAGGCAUAAGCACGGUUUUCCUUCAAGUCAGACUCAACUAUACACAAUGGUCGAUGCUUCAGGCGAGAAUGAUGCAAUGAAGGUGACACACAUGUCACACGCCAAGCCCAAGGAGGCGGAUUUAAGUGAAACCGGUAGUAGAGCCAUCAUCUCUCAGGCCACACAUACCCAGGCGUCUGUAAAUGUUAAAAAGGAGGUGGAAAUUGGAGCAGGAGCUGAAUGUCAUCAAGCAGAUCGUGAGCCCUCAACAGUAGGCAGUUUAUCCACUCUACCUCCAUUCACCUUACCAGAGCAUUGUACUCAUCAAGAUUGUUGUGAUAGUCCAAAAAUUGUUUGUUCUCCAUCUCAUAAACCUGCCUUAGCAGGUGUAGUAACGACAGAACGAUGCAAUGAAAAGCUUACUUUGCCAAAUGAUGAAGUGUAUCUGCAGAGGAGUGAACUUUUUACGCCUGAAAUGAAUGAAUAUGAGGAUGAAAAAGACGAUUCAACACUGUGUAAUGAUCCACUCUUAAUACUGACCAGUUCGGAAUUUGUGGAAAUCAAAAAUUCAACUGGCAUAGCCCCAGAGAGGAUGCAGAGAGAUUUGCGAGAGGAUGCAGUUACAAUUGAAAGUCAAAUGCCACGUAAACGCAUGAUUUCUAUCCGCACCAAAACUACAAUAGAAGAUCAAAAGGAUCAAAGGACUGACACCUUGGACACCUCCUUCUACACAACUUGUUUAGCCCGCAAGAAGUGCCUAAUGGAGGAAAGGGAGUCAAACACUGCAUCAACUCAAAACUACAUUCCAUUUAGUAGUACUUUUGUUAAACAAUGGAGUCUUUCGGAGGAAUCAGUUCAUACAACUGUUGAAUUAAGUCCGACUUAUGCCAUGGAAAUUGUCAUUACCUCCCCAAGUUCAAGACUGCAGCAAUGCAUCGAAAAGGAUAUAAAGGCAAUCACACCUUUGACAUCAGUCAGUGUCUAUUCAAGAACUUGUCAAUCUGCAAUGAAAGGUGAAGCCUUCUCUGCUCAUCCAUUCAACUUUCCUUCACAUAAUCAAACUACGCUACAGUCAGGCCAACCAAUUUCUCUCACUUCAGUCUCAUCAUUUGAAUCCGAGUUGCCAUUGUCCGGCGAUUCAAUGGCCACACUUGCAUGCUUCAAAGAGAAGGCAGAAAGGGGUGAUAGGCUUUAUGACAAGAUAGCAACUUGUCAAUCAAAAGAGCUACCUUCACAAGCUUUAAUUCAUCCAAAAAAUGAAAAUUUAGCCUCAAUAAAGAAUAUGGUGGAAGUUUACUAUGACAUGAGCGUGUGUAUGACACCGGCUGGAUCCGAAAGACGUAGAAGCGGUUCAACAGCCAUCAACGUUUUAGUAGACUUAAAUCAAAAUACUUUUUCUAUGGCCGAUUUGGACAGCUCUAUGAUCACCUCUGAGAUGGAUGACAUUACCUUUGUGCAUGACUUUCAAAAUGUUGGCAGUCAAAAAUGUGGCCUUAAAAGAAUGAAACGGAAUGAGAAGUGUAAAAGGCAAAUUCAAUCGUCUCAAGCUGAUCCACGCAGAUCGCGUGUUCUUAGUACCUCAAAAUUUACACAAAAGCAUUCAAAAAUGCCUAGAAAGAUAUUUUACAAGGCUUCAAGAGGAAUGCAACGAAAACAUCAAGCUAAUCGCCUACCUGUGUUGAGUUUGGAGGGUGUAGCACCCGAGAAGAUUCCCCACGUCGGCAAAGAGGCCUCCACCACAACCACGGAGACAAUUCGAGGCUCUAGAGGGAUAACAGAAGCUUCAAAAGGGAUACGAUGCUUUAAACCCUUGAGCAGAAGAUCUUUAUCUCCCUUUCACUUACUACCGCCUAAGAAAACACAAAGUGGAUUAUUUGACAAUCACCUUGCUCAAUUCAAACGACCCUCCUCGUGGAAUAGCACCAUAUUUACUGGUCCCAAAAGACCUUUCAUAAAUUGCGCACGAAUUAAAAAACGACAAGCGUUGGCUUAUGAGAAGAAGGUUCAUCAGUUGUCGGCAGGACGACUUCUCAAUGAAAAUAACAAUGCCUCAACUCGGAUAGAGGGUCACUGGAGGUUAAAGUGGACACAAGUAGAAUUGUGGUGUCAAAAUUGCAACAUGAUGGUAAAAAAUACCUUCUCACCGUACAGAAUUCAAAGUGUCAAUCAAUUUAUCCAAAGGAUGGUGAAAUUGACUAAUUACAUAACACUUUUCCACCUUUUUCACUCCGUCCUUUCAUCACCUAUCACAGAAAGGCGGAUUGCCUAUUUCCAUCAAGGUGACAAGGUGGAAGGUUAUGAAGAGUUGAACUAUGUACUUCCUCACGUCUACACCAUUCUUUACUUUCACAAUCAAAGCAUUAGUUUUAAGUGGAAACAUUAUUUGGGGAUGAAGAAGAAGAAGACUGAUGGUCUGACACUUUUAAGUCCUUCUAUUCCUCCCCUAGUGUGUCUUUCAAUUUUUCCUCUCCUAUCAAACGCUCUGUGUUGUCAAAGCCUCCACGUCAACAGUGCACCAACAGCAUGUCAACAGUCAUCGAAAUCUUUCAUACAUUUGCCUAAUUUUGAUGUCAUUUCUGAGAAUCAAGAAGACAGUGUGGAGGUGGAGUGA
This is a messenger RNA of Hydatigera taeniaeformis, 3351 nucleotides long. The record is from the annotation of a GenBank genome assembly. Lineage: Eukaryota; Metazoa; Platyhelminthes; Cestoda; Cyclophyllidea; Taeniidae.